UAUCAUUAACAACUAACAUGCAACAAUAAUUUUAAAAUUAUAAUAUUAUAUUAAGUAUGUAGCAAUUAGCAUUACGCUUGUAAAGACACGUAUAGUUAUGUUUAAAAUAUAAUAUUUAAUUUUCAUACUUCAAAUUUCAUCGUUUACCUUUGCGACUUCACUGAACGCAUGAUCUUAUAUUAAAGUAAUUAAUAUCAAUCAACUACUGCUCAGUAACCAGGUGGUUUUACUAGCAAAUUCCUUAUUUUUCUGUGCUUUGUAUUAUGUAUUCAAAACAAUUAAGUGCUAGAACAAAAAGGAGGAGAGUACAAGCAGAGAUUGACUUCAUUUAUAAUCAAUCAAAUUGUUCCAAAUCAAGUUCUGAAUCAUCUAAUAAUAGUAUUGAAAUAAAUGAUGAUGUAUUAGAUAAUGCUGAAUAUCCCCCAGAACAAAGUCAAUCUAUUAUCCUAGAAGAUUCCGAACCAUCUGUACGAUUCAUUAAUAUAUCCAAUAGUCACUUUUUAAGUAAUGAUGGUGUACGUCUAGAAGAAAAUAUAAAUUAUCGUAAUAAUAUAGCUGAUUUUACAAAUUGUACAUUAACUCAAAAUUUGGCAAACUGGGCUGUGAAUUGCAAUGUCCCUUUAUAUACUGUGAAUUCAUUACUAAGUGUAUUAAAACCAUAUGAAGGUAUUCGUAUGCCAUUUAUUCCUAAAGAUGGUCGUACACUUUUAAAUACUAUUAACAUUUCAUCUUCACAAUUUGAAAAACAAGAUAUUAAUGUGCAACUAGAUUCAUCUCAUUCAAACGUAUCAAGUAUGUUAUAUGAUGACAAUCGAAAAUUGAUAGAACCAAAACAGACCAUGUCUGCUCCUGUGGUUGAUGUCAUAAAUAACAAAGAUAAUGCAGCAAUUACUACUAUAUUAGAAACUCAGAACAAAAUGUUAAGGAUAGUUUUGGAUAUGAAACACAGCAUACAUGAUUUAUCUUUAAAACUUAAUAUUAUUGAAAAUAAUCAAAUGGAAAUAUGUAACAAUUCAAAAAAAAACACAAUGCCAGUUUCUAAUGUUUCUGAAUUAACAACUUAUAAUUUUCCUAUAAAAACUGAGGAAGAACUUCAAGAAUUUGAGCUUAAAUUAACUCAACUACCUUAUAAACUGAGACUAGUUAAUGAAUUAACAAUACUUGCAAGGGAUACUAUUGGUAAUACUCUAAGACGAAUUAUAUCAAAACUAUUCCACAACACAUUAUUAUCUACAUAUUCUUAUAUUGGAAAGAAGAAAAAGAAACCAUUCCAAAGUUUAAAUGCGAAUAAAGUUAUUUUUGAAGCAAUUCGAAAAAUUACAAAAUUUGAAAAAGCAACUGAUUUUGAAAUUGAAACUCCAAUUAAACAAUACCUAGCUGGAGCGAAAUUUCGUGAACAAACAAAAAAGAAUUCAAUAUAAACAAGUUAAUCCUUGUUGCAAAAGAAAUUUUUUUUAAUAUAGUCUGCUAGUUUCAAGAAGAAAACUUGGUUUUUUUUUAUUUAUCAUGAUUCUCUAUUAACUUAUUAUAAUGUUAAUUUACUAUUCAAACUAAAAGUAUAUUUUUGAUUCCUUGAUUUUUAAGUAUAAUCUGACAGCUUAAAGAUAAAACUUAGUUAUUUUGAUUAAUUUUAAUUUAUAUUUAAUACAUAUUAAUUAUAGUUAUUAAAAUGUAUACUUUUCAAUUCAAACUAUAAGUAUUUUUUGACUAAAUUUUAAUUUCUUAAUUAUUAAGUAGGUCUGUUGAUUUAAUUUUAAAAAGUUAAUUAUUUUGAUAAUUUUUCCUUUUUAAAAAAUAUUGUCUAAAUAGUUAUUAUUAUAAUAUGUUUAUAUAAUGUUACUAUUUAAACUAUAGUUUUUUUUUAAUUUUGCA
Molecule: messenger RNA, 1872 nt
Organism: Metopolophium dirhodum (rose-grain aphid)
Lineage: Eukaryota; Metazoa; Arthropoda; Insecta; Hemiptera; Aphididae
Exons: 6
Coding region: 264-1421 (385 amino acids)
Source: RefSeq, a predicted model, not a curated record